GGCAAGGGCCAGGGCCGCCAAAGUCCCAACGCCCGUUGGGACCUCUAUUUGCAAUACGCCUGGCGCAGUGGUGGCUCGCUAGGAAUGCUGGAUGUUGUAUUCCAGCCUCACGACUCAACUCGCCGUUGUCUCACGCCCUGCCACGAGGCAGACCCUCCCGUCAGCUCUCCCAUGUCUCAAGCCGAACCACGCUCUACCCAGCCAACUGCAGCAUUUAGGACGCCCGUUUUUUCUUCUUAUCCAACCUGGUCCACCACGUUGUCUUGCCUUUUGUCCUUUUACUUUCGCCUUGACUCACUUCGCUUCCACACCGCUCUUUUAUUACAUGCCUCGAAUUCCUCUACCCUUGAUUCCACGUUCUUGCCUCAGUGGAUCAUCUCAGCUUGGGUCCACGAUUCGCUGGCUCCAAAACUCCCAAGAGCCACAGCCCGAACGGCUCCCCGCUAAAGUCGUCCACCAAAUCGGUCGGGGCUCUGGAGCAAAACUGUUUCGCCGAGCUGACGCUGACUGCUGCAAGCCAAGCCAUGUCCCGUCUCUAGACCGCUGUGCUGUUACGUAUCUGCAUGCAUGCAUGGAUCUUUUAUGCAUGGCCCCUCGUUCACGCGCGAAUGGCAUGGUAUGCUUCUGGAUCCCUCGCAGCGUCUUUGUGUUACCGUGAGCUUGUUGUCAUUCCCACGGUAGCCGGAUCUACGGCCCUCUCUCCGUUCCGCACGAUAAUGUCUGGCUGUUGCACUUGACAACACAUGCUGAUCCCCUGACCGAGACGUCGGUAAGGAGACUCCG
Messenger RNA from Ilyonectria robusta, 783 nucleotides. RefSeq lists its product as uncharacterized. The transcript has a single exon. The coding region runs from base 92 to 658 and encodes 188 amino acids. NCBI's taxonomy places the organism in Eukaryota, Fungi, Ascomycota, Sordariomycetes, Hypocreales, Nectriaceae. The record is from RefSeq and is a predicted model, not a curated record.